CAUCAGCUGGGACAGACCCGCGGGCGGGAGCCUGCGGGGCGGGAGGCGGGGUGGGGCCCUGGCUCCCCUCCCCCGCCCGGCCGCGGCGUGUGACGUCCCGGGCGUCGGCGGCCGCGGAGCAGCGCGGUGAGCCAGGCGGGCUGCCUGCGGGUGUGAAGAAAAAAAAUGACACUCCAAUGGGCGGCAGUGGCAACCUUUCUUUAUGCCGAAAUAGGACUCAUUUUAAUCUUCUGCUUACCUUUUAUUCCUCCUCAGAGAUGGCAGAAGAUUUUUUCAUUUAAUGUCUGGGGUAAAAUUGCAACUUUUUGGAACAAGGCUUUCCUUACCAUUAUCAUCCUGUUGAUUGUUCUGUUUCUAGAUGCCGUGAGAGAAGUAAGGAAAUAUUCCUCAGUUCAUACCAUUGAGAAGAGCUCCACCAGCAGACCUGAUGCCUAUGAACACACACAGAUGAAACUUUUUAGGUCUCAAAGAAAUCUUUACAUUUCUGGAUUUUCACUAUUUUUUUGGCUAGUGUUAAGACGUCUGGUUACGCUUAUUACUCAACUGGCAAAAGAACUGUCAAACAAAGGCGUACUUAAAACUCAAGCAGAAAAUACUAACAAGGCUGCCAAAAAAUUUAUGGAAGAAAAUGAAAAACUAAAACGGAUUUUGAAAAGCCAUGGUAAAGAUGAAGAAUGUGUUUUGGAAGCAGAAAAUAAAAAACUAGUAGAAGACCAGCAGAAACUGAAAACUGAAUUAAGGAAGACUUCAGAUGCCCUUUCUAAGGCACAAAAUGAUGUGAUGGAAAUGAAGAUGCAGUCAGAGAGACUUUCGAAAGAAUAUGAUCAACUCCUGAAAGAACACUCUGAACUUCAGGAUCGUUUAGAAAGAGGCAACAAGAAAAGACUGUAAACUUUAUAAAAGACGUUUGCAAUAUACUGUGUCAAAAUGUUAAUUUUGUUACGUUAGCCUCUAGAAAAUUUAAGUUCAGAAAAAUGCGCUAUGACUGGUUUGUAAUUUUUUUUAAUGCCACACAUAGGUUGUAUUGUAAUGGCAUUAUCAAAAUAUUUGAUGAUGUUUCAGAUAUAUUGCAAAAGCUGUAUUCCAGCUCUUAAGAAAAAUAUAAGCAUGUUAAAUACCAUAUUUACAUAUUGAUAAUGUCACUGGUAUAUGGUGGCUGUUUACCAAUAAAAGGAAAAAAUUCAUUAACCGGUUACUUCCAAAAUUAGAAGUUUUAAGUUGCAUGAAACCAUUAAUAGCCUUGAAAGCUUUGAUAAGUUUUCAGUAAUAAUAACCUAUUUAAUCAGAUGAUGAUGUGUUUAAAAAUAGUGUUCAAUAUCAGCAAAUUUGUACACAGGGAAUGUAAAUAAGGAUAACUGAUCAGAGUUAUCCACUGUAUUUGUAAGGAAGAGUCGGAAAAAACAAUGACCUUAGUUUUUUUUAAGCCUGAUGAUACUAUAGUUUACUCUAAUAAGAUAGCUAUAUUGAUAAUUAUAUUUUUGUUACUGUGCCCCUGCACAUUUUGGUCUGUUUUUUGUUAAUAUUUUUAUUAAUAACACAUAAUUAGUAACCACGCUACUGUUUCAAGUUAAUCUAGUAAUAGAGCUUACAUAUAUUUGUAUAACUGCUAUACCACUGAACUGAAUUUAUUUUACAACAGUGUAGAAUUCUUGAAAAGUUAACGUAGAACUUAUCCAAAAAGCAGUAUUUAUUUCCCUUGGUUGUGAGAAUAACUAAUUAUAUAAAUAUUACCUCAAAAAUACAUACACUGGUAUCACACAGUCUUUCUACAAUGUUUCUAUAUUCUGAAAGCUAAAUAUUAAGUACUAUUUAGAAGUACUUGAGAAGAUGGCAGUGAUUAUAAUAUUAAUAUGAUUUCAGUUGUUCCAGUGUUUAGACAUGAAAUCAUCUUCCUUGUCUCAUAAAAACCUAAAUAUAAAAAAAGGAAAAUCCUGGAGUUUUUAUUUCUCUUGUCUUUGUUUCGUCCUCUGUUUAUUAUAAUUUUAGCACCAACUUCACACCUAGCUAAUUGUUUUCAUCAUAAAGUGGUUGAAAUGAGCAAGUACAUAAAAAUUUUAUUUCAGAUGAAAGUCAGGAGUUACUGCUAAAAAACAGACAUGUAGGAGACAUUCAACAGGAGUAAGAAAUGGGAGUUAGACCAUAUGGGCUGACAACACCAUAAAUAACAAGAAAAGGGAGUGCUGAAAUAAGAGAGAAUGGAGCAAAUGUUAGCUCAAAGUAUAGACUUAGAAAUAUCAAAGUAAGAGCUAUCUGGGUAGAUAUAUAGAUACUGAGUGCUUGGAAUCCUAGCCUACUAUGUGAAAAUUAAGUCUAAUGUCAGAAUAACUUACAGAAAAAUAGAAAAUGCACAGCUUUAAAAUGGGCAGAGUUAAAAUCUAAUCCCAGCUUUAUCGCUUAUUUAGCCACGCUAGCCUAGACCUCUAUUUCCUUGUCUCCAAAAUGGGAAUAAUAAAAUUUAGAUCAGGAUUACUAUAUAAACUAAGAAAAUACAGUGAUUCUUAAAGUUGUUCAGACUGUAUAGUAAGGAGAAAGGCUGGGUGCACUUUGAAGAGCUUGAAGAUUUGAAAGAUUCCAAAAAAAGCAUUUUAAAGUUUACAUUUAAGGGACCCUGGACCUCAACCCUCUCAAGUUUACAGGUCUGAAACUUUAGACCUCAAAAGUUUGAGCAGUUUUUCCAAGGCAACAUUGAUAGUUAGAUUCAGGGCCAGGAUGUAAUUCUAGAAUUUAGGUAUCCUGAUCCCCCAGAUAUCGCUCUUCUGUUUAUACACAGACCAGCUAUAAUUUGCUAAACAUAAAAUAUUGCAGUGUGUUAGUCAACUGUGGCUCCAGAGUCUGUGCCCUUUACCACCGUGCCCGGCUGUUUCACAUGCUAUGUUUGUUAGUUUUUCCUAGUACUCUCCUUAAUAAUGGCAGUGUUUAGCAAAUUGUAUUAUAUAAGUAAAUAUUUAUUUCAUGGAUUGAGUUAUGUUGCAUAUUAAAUUACUUUCCUUCCCAUUGUCAAUAAUGACUUCUUCAUGUCUUAGGCUGUAUUACAGAUUCAAACACAGGAAUGUUAUUCUUGUCUUUUUCCAUCAGAAUUACAUAAACUUUUAUUAGACUUUCCCCCUACUUGCAAAUCUGCCUGGAGGUUCUGGUCUUUAGGAAGUAGCACUUAGCAAGUUCUGGAUAAGCACUCCAGAAUUUGGGAUGAGUUAUCCUUGUUGUUUGUCCAGCUCUAUCUUGGACCCCAGUGCUGCUAAUUAGAUUCAUGCCUUGUUCUUUAGGGCGUAAGUUCCUCUCUUGGCUAUUUAUCCUAGUAUGCUGAGAACUAGGAUUCCCUUUCAGUGACAGAGUCCUGCCUGGAACCCCAAUCAGGAGCCUAAAGUUUAACUACUUUCUGAGAUAUUAGCCUGAUGCCAGCAGCCUGCCUGAAUCUCUAAAUAUUACCCAUUCUGGGAGUUGUUAAUGGUCUCUGCUUUCCUGCAGUGUCACUCCUGCUUCCUCAUCGGACCUGCUAGCCACAGCUACUUGGAUGUACCUGAACCUGUUGCCUUGCCCUACCUCUGUGGGCUGGUUCAGUUCUGCAUUCCCAUUCCAGUGUCCACUGCCUUCUCGCUGUCCCUCCCAUCUGUGCACCACCACCAGCUUAUGCCCAGCCCUACUAACAUGACAGGCUAUUGUGCAUUUGAGUGCCCACUAUACAAUGUGUGAAUAUGACCGUGCUUUUAAGCAUUGACUUUAAUGUCUAGGAUGAUAUGUCUAGAGUCCAUGGAACCCUCCUGUGUUUUUUCAUCCCUUUCUUAGUAAUCUUGGAAAUCCACUUAUGAAAUUCUUUUUCUUUUUCUAACAUUUCUUUACUGAACAGCAUUUUUAAAAUUACUUUCACAGUGUUUCUUUCCACUUUGAUCUCUACACAAACACAACUUUAUUACUUGCACCAGAAAUGAUUUCAAACACUUUAGGAACUGUGGUAGGCUUAAUUAUGACCUCCCAAAAGAUAUCCCUAUACAAAUCCCUGGAACCUGGAAAUGUUCUCUUUUAUAGCAAAAGAUGUGAUUAAGUUAAAGUCUUGAGAUGGAGAGAUUAUCCUGGGUAACCUGGGUGUGCCCUAAAUGCAGCUACAUCUAUGCUUAUAUAGAAGCAAAGGGAGAUAUUACCACACAGCAGAGGAGAAAGCACAGUGAUCACAGAGGCAGAGAUUGGAGUGAUGGAGCCGCAGCAAAGGAAUGCUGACAGCCACCAGAAGCUGGAGGAGGCACAGAACAGAUUCUUCCCCAGAGCCUCUUCCAGCAGGAGCAUGGCCCUGCAGAUACCAAUAAAACUGAUAUUGGACUUCCUGGCCUCCAGAACUAUGGGAAUAAAUUUAUUGUUUCAAGCCAUCAAGUUUGUGAUUAUUUGUUACUGCUGCCAUAGUAAAUUAAUACAGGAGCAUACAGGACAGAUCUGUAAUGGCCUGAACUGAAUUUCAAGGGGUGUGGAAAACAAUUACUCUAACACCGCUCCAUCUUCCCCAUUAGCCAUUUGGAUAAGUCAAAGAUAGCCUUAGCCAUCUCCUAUCUUAGUUACUUUUCUCCUUCAAUUGUAUUUUGCCUUUGCCAUUGCCAUUGCCAUUGCCUCUGCCUAACUGCAAGCCAUCAUCAUCUCUCACAUGGACUAUGACGACCUCCUCAUCUCCCUGUAUCUUCUCUAGUGCUUCUCUCAUAUACAUGCUCUCAGCAGCCACCUGGUUUAAAAAACAAAAAAACAAAAAAACACUAAGCAUGUCAUUCCCUGCUUGUCUUCCAAUUCUUUCCAACUGUCAUUCCCUGCUUGUCUUCCAAUUCUUUCCAACUGCAGUUAAGAUCAAACCACCAAGACCUCACCAGGCUGCCAUCUACUCUCCAGCCUCAACUCAGUCCACCUGCUCUGCCAAUCAUACCUGUUUCUUUUUGUUGUUCUUUCCCUGGGAUAUAGAUCCUGACAUACUUGCAUUCUGAUUAUUCUUGGAACAAGCCAAAUUCUUUCCCCUGUCAGUACGUUUGCAUGUGUAAUAAAUGUUGCAUCCCAGACCUGUCUGCCUUCUUACCCUAUUUUAUUUUCAUCAUAGCACUUAUUACCAUCUGAAAUGAUCUCAUUUAUGGUUUGUCUCCUCAGUGAUUAACACAGUUCCUGCACACAGUAAAUCAGUGGUUCUCAACAGGAAGUGGAGAGGUCAUCCUGAGGGGAACAUUUAGCAAUACCUAGAGACAUUUCUGGUUGUCAUAACCAGGGGAAUGCUCCUAGUGGAUAGAAGCCAGGGAAGCUGUUAAACCCAUUCCACAAUGCACAGGACUGGAACAAAGAAUGAUCUCACUCAGAAUGUCAGUGUUGCCAAGGUGGAGACAUCCUGCAGUAGAUGCUUGUGGCAGAGGGUACUGGUUGUCCCCCAGUAUUCAUUCUUUCAUUCACCUGUGUUAAUACAUGCUCCAGUUUUGUAUUUUUUUUAUAAACAGCUGUCAAGCAUAAAGAUAACAUUUUCCAUCUCCUUGUAUGUAAGUGGAAAUAGGUAGGACUGUCCAUGUGGGGCCAGUUUCUUUUUUUUCUUCCUCUGUCCUGCUGCUUGAAACAUAUAUGCUGCUAUUUUAGAUCAUGAGGUUGAGGCCAUGCAAAGUGGAGCAACAAGAAGGAGCUGUGUCCCUGACGCCAUAAGCACCACACCUGUCCUGAAUUGCUGUGAAUGACACCAGAUAACUGCAAUGCAUUGUCUCAACGUCCUAGACAUAAUAAAAAGCCAUAAAUAUGUUUGUCCUAUGCAGCACAAAACCUUUGUAUCUUUGCCUUUUAUGUUGAGAUCUUAAUUAAAAAUUACUUCCUCUAC
Messenger RNA from Pongo pygmaeus (Bornean orangutan), 5815 nucleotides. RefSeq names its product B cell receptor associated protein 29 (gene BCAP29). Gene Ontology annotation, cellular component: endoplasmic reticulum; endoplasmic reticulum membrane. The record is from RefSeq and is a predicted model, not a curated record. The transcript has 8 exons. The coding region runs from base 166 to 891 and encodes 241 amino acids. Gene Ontology annotation, biological process: endoplasmic reticulum to Golgi vesicle-mediated transport; intracellular protein transport. NCBI's taxonomy places the organism in Eukaryota, Metazoa, Chordata, Mammalia, Primates, Hominidae.